Messenger RNA from Epinephelus fuscoguttatus (brown-marbled grouper), 8639 nucleotides. It is a transcript of the gene zcchc14, whose product is annotated as zinc finger, CCHC domain containing 14. Gene Ontology annotation, molecular function: zinc ion binding; nucleic acid binding. Lineage: Eukaryota; Metazoa; Chordata; Actinopteri; Perciformes; Serranidae. The coding region runs from base 837 to 4403 and encodes 1188 amino acids. The record is from RefSeq and is a predicted model, not a curated record. The transcript has 14 exons.
AUGUUGCACUAAAUUCAUUCAUGGACUCUGAGUGAAAGCUUCGGUAGAGUUUGUGAGUUGUUUUCUCCACAGCGGAGUUUUAAUAUCUCUGUGUUGUGAUGUUAUUUCCAGUGGCAGCAGCAGCUUGAGGCCACACUAGUUUGUUUUUAAACUUUAACCCUAGCACAGUCUUGCUAGCGGUUGGGACUUUGUCGCUGGGCUUCCUCGCGCAAGUUUCUGGAAAAGCAUGAGGACGGAGGAGCAACUCUACAGGAAGGGAUUGUUGUGCCGCUGCGGGACAGGGGAGCGGGUCUUCUCCGAUCAAAAAGUCAUGAUUGAGUGUCUCCUUGAAUGGGGUGGUGUGUUUUGAUCCUCGCUGCCAUCCUGCAAGAAGUGUUUCUGUGCCGUCAGAGGGGGGCAGCGGUCCGACCGGCGGGGAGGGACACGGCGGAGGGACCCCCGGCUGCCGUGCUGAACACAACCCAGACCACCUUGGCUACAUGUGAGGCGACUUGGUGAGGUUAUGGUUGGGAAAGGCCUGCUGCACCGCCGCCGCUGCUCCACCAACAAAGGAAAUAACUGUUACUUCUUUUAUUCCACUGCUGUGGCCGCACUGUGUGGAAACAGGCACUGAGAGUGGGGAGUAACACAGCGUCACUUUAGUGGAAGUUGACAAAUUUUGACUUUCUGGCCACUCGACAUUAGCACUGCCCACGCGCGCCUGCGCAAUUACGCACGCACACAUACACACGCGCUGCCUUUGUUGUGAAGUUUACUCUCUGUUGAAAGUUUGACAUUUUAAUCCCAGUUAUUGUCUCAACAUUCAGCUCAAGUCCAGUGUGAGUGGAUGUGUGAGGAUGGUGGAGAGCCGGGGCUGUGUCCAGAGGGAGGGGGUGUACCGCUGGUUCUCCUCCCUCACCUCAGCCCAGAGAGCCGAGUUCCUGUGCGGCCUUCUGGACCUCUGUGUCCCCAUCGAGCUCCGCUUCCUCGGCUCCUGCCUGGAGGACUUGGCCCGCAAGGACUACCACUCCCUCCGGGAUGCUGAGAUCAAAGCCAACAACCCCGCCGACCUGUCGGGCCUCACGAACAUCACGGACGAGGUGGUGCGCAGCAAGCUGCUGGUGUCCCUCGCCCUGCUCGGCUCGGACAACAGGGAGGCGGCGGGGGUCUUGUACCGGACCCUGACUCACAUAGACACGGUGAUCAAUAACUAUGGGCUGGCGCUGAACGACGGGAGGACCGAGGAGCAGUUUCUUUUGUUAUUCACCAUGGCCUCUCACCACCCGGCCUUCAGCUUCCACCAGAAGCAGGUGCUGAGGCAGCAGCUCAGCCAGAUCCAGGACAUCCUGCAGGUGAGCAGGGGAGGAGGAGGAGGAGGAGAGGCUCAAGCAGCAGGCCCCGGCGGGGAUCGAGCUGCCGCGUGUUACACUCAGCCACAUCACCACUAUCACCAUCAGACCAUGCCCCUGCCACUGGCCUCGUUAUCCCCUGCUGCCUGCUCGGUGCUCGAUGCCAGUGCUGCCCAACUGCCUCUGUCUUCCUGCCAACCCUGCCACACUCACUGCACCUGCUGGCACAAGAGCCAGACCAGAGAGGCCGGCACAGUCUCAGGGCUGGGCUCAGGGCUCACCAUGGGACGACGAGAGCAAGCGGUCAGCCAGGAGCUUACCCCUCCUCACCCAGACCUCCCUCCUCCUCCUCCUCCUCCACCUCCACCACCUCCACCACCUCUUCCACCACCACCUCCACAUCUGCCUCCUCUACCUGCUGGGCAGGGCCAGGAUGCAGCAGUACCAACCAAAAGCCUCCAGGGAAAAACAGGAAAAGUGGUGAUUGAGAGGGUGGUGCUGAGAGGAGUGACACCUAAGUCUGAAGACACCAGUGAAUAUGUGUUCGAGGCCAGCUGGUCCGAUGGUUUUGUGUCGUCCGUCAUCAGAACUCAGCCAGAGGUGACAGAGCUGCUGACCCAGCUGUCACAAGCAUUUCCUGAUGACGGUGUGGAGAAACUCCUCCCUCAGUCCAUAGAGCUGGACCCCAGGUGUCUGACAGCGCUGCCCUGCCAUGUCCUUCAGCACCACAGCGUCCAGUUGUUCUUCACCUCCACCAGGCCUCUCUCACCAAACUGUCCUGCCUCCCUCCCCUCCCCCCUCCCUCCAUUACCCUCACCUAUUCCCACGGCUCCUGUAGCCCCGACCUGCCCGUUCACCUCCAGCUCUAAUCUUGGUUGUAUGGUUCAGUACAGAGGAGCCAACAGGGCGGUGUACAGAGUGGCCAGCGUCCAGCCCGUCGUCAGCACCCACAGCUCUGUCAUGACUCGCCCCUCUCCACACCUCUCCUCCCUUCCUCCUCCUCUUCCUCCCUCCAUUCCUCCUCCCCAGCACUCCCCCCAGAUGUCGCCCCUCCCUCCCCCCGUGCCAGCCCUCCCUGCCCAGUGCUCCUUGGCUGGCGGAGGUGACCCCUCCUCUCAGCCGCAUCCCCAGCACAGUCAGUCGCACUCAUACUCUCAGCAGCACUCCCAGCACCACCUUCAUCCACAAACCAGCAGUCAGUCCAGCACACAACCUCAGUCCCUGCACCUGUCCCAUUCCCAACCAACAUCCCACUCACAUUCCCAGUCCCUUUCAUACCCCCAGUCCCAUUCCCUGUCUCGUUCCCAGUCCCAUACACAGACACAGUCCCAGUCCCAGCUCAACACUCCAGAGCAGAAUGGCAUCCUGGACUGGCUGCGCAGGCUUCGGCUCCAUAAGUAUUACCCUGUCUUCAAACAGCUCACCAUGGAGGAGUUUUUAGCGCUGACAGAGGAAGACCUGAACAAGUACGACCUGACCCAAGGAGCGAAGAAGAAACUUAAGACUCAACUGGAACUUCAAAAGACUCAACUCGAGCUACAAAACAGGGAGAUGAAGAUGGAGAAACGGCCCUGCAGCGGCAUCGCCAGGGUGACACCUUCCAGUCACAUGGGACCCUCAACACAUCCCACCUCCACUGCAGGAGAGCUGCGAGUGGAGGUGGACGCUGUGCCACAUCAUCACCCCAUCUCGACAGACAGCAGCUCGUCCUCAGGCUACUCCAGCUCUUCCUGCUCCCCUCGGACACCACUCUGCUGUGACUCCACCUUCGACAGGACCAGGGACAUUCACAGGCGUGUGUCAGGUCCAGAUGCAGCAGGAGGAGGUCCAGAGAAGGACCGGUCCUGUCUCUUCAUCCUGAACUCCAGCUGCCCCACAGGCUCCAGUCGCCCCACAGCCCAAGUCCUACCUGUCCAAACCGACCCAGCUCCUCCUCAUCCUCCCUCCUGCUCCUCCCACCUCCCCCUCGGCCUGCCGCAGUCUCCUUACCACCCACAGGCCAGUUACCCCCAAACCCUGCUCUCCCCGGUCUCAAACCCAGCACGUAUCCUGACUUCCCCUCGUAAGCCCCGGCCCCCUCCGCUGUGCACAGAGGACAGGACUAAGCCGCUGGGCUCGGGCCUGCCUGUAGCUGGUGCAGGCUUCAGUGCUGGACUCAGUGUGGGGAUGGGGGUGAGGCUGGAGAGCCUGUUUCCUGGGCUCAACAUGGACGGCUCCUCCACACUCCAGGACUCGCUGGUUUGCCGUGGCCUGGCGGGAGGAGCUGUGGGUCUGAUGGUAGAGACCAGCUCUGCUCUGACCUCCACCUCCAACAGCCUCCACCACGUCUCCCACCCCCCUCUGCACUUCCACCUCUCCUCCUCUUCAUCCCCCUCUCCAUCUGGAUUCUACUCCUACCCACCUACCUCUUUCUCCUCUUCCUGUCCCUCCACAAAGUCUGCCUCACAGUCUGGCAGCUCCAGCAGUGCCAGUGGCUUUGUUUCCAUGGCAACCACAAGCAGUCUUCCUGUGGCUGCUGUGCCAGGCAACACUUACUACCCAGCCCAGCCUACCUCUAGCCCCUCCCCUUCCCCAUCCUCUGCCUCUUCAUUGGAUCAAAGUUCAGGUCACACCCCCUCCAUGUGUGUCUGCAGCUCGUGCGGUUGUCGGGGGAACUGCGGUGCCUACGGGGCGUUGCCUGGAUACGCAGCGACUGGCUACCUGCAGCCGUUCUCGGCUGGCCCCUCACUCUUCACCCUGGGCCCUCUGCUCCACCUCAGCCCCCUGAUAGCCUCGUCGAGUGCCGGUGGCCCCGGAGCUUCACCCUUCUCCUACCCUAUGAUGGUGCCACCACCCUUGUACCGCCACAGCCCUGUGUCACAUGACCAGCAGCAGGGCUUUGCCUUCUACCAUCCCCAUGGCAUUUUGGGAAAUGGAAGCCAGAAACGGGCUCCAGGGAACGUGUCAUGUUAUAACUGUGGUGCCACCGGACACAGAGCAGAGGAGUGCAAACAGCCAGCCAUGGAUUCAGCACAGCAAGGGACAUUUCGCCUGAAGUACACUCCUCACUCUGACAGUAAGGACUCAGGGGACUAACCAGGAAGAACACUGGUGGAUUUGACCCGUCAUACUCCUGACACAUCUGUACCUCAUAUUCCUGCUGAAGCCAGCGGGCAGCAGACACAGACGGCCUCCCUCUGGGUACAAUGAGGCAACGCAGUUCGAAGACUGCUGAUCUAAAAGCACAGACCCGCUGUAUCUUCUGUAACUCUCUUACAGCGUCUUAUAAAGGAAUGAGAGGAGGACGGAAAAGAAACGGGUUGGUGUGAGGAGGAGAAGAGAGAAGCAGUUGUCACAGUCCGUGUCGUCAGGUUUGCUUUCAUCCUUCCUCAAUUCUCCGCAAACAAAAGUCACAAGGAGAGCUGGAGUUUCAGUAAGCACUGCCUUCCUCCUUUUUAGAGAUGAAGCUGGAACUCUGUCUGUCAUGUUACCUGUGUUUCCUGCCCAAAGAGCCUCAAAAUCUGUGACUCAGCAUUUAUAGUCUUCUAGAUGGUUCACAAACCUAACACACAGCACUCGGGUACCCUACUAACUUUCUGGGCUCUCAGUCAAGUGCUUUUACGUGUCUGGAAUCAUCCCCUUAUUGUGAUAUACCUUGGAUAAAUGCAAAGCACCAGUGUUAUCUUCAGAAAAAUUUCUACUAUUCAAAACUUUGAUACUUUAAAAAGCAGUUCUUCUGUACAGUAUGUCUCAUGAUCAUGUUUGGCUCACUGCUACAUAUUAUACACAGCAUAUACUACAUAGUCAUGUUAAUAUUACACUGUUUUUGCAGCUAGAAAUCAACAAACAUUUUUGUUUUAUACUGACAGGAAAUUACACAAUACAUGUGCUGGGCAAAGGCAGUCAAGAUCUGACUUCAGAACUGCCAAUUAAAGUUAAAGGUUUUUUUUGUUUUGUUUUUGUUUUUUUUUCCCAGCUGUGAGCAGUCCCUAUACGUCCUCUUCGCAAUGCAUUGUGGGAAGAAAGUUGUUUUUAGUAUGCAUAUCAACUGCUAUAAGUAUACGUCAUCUUAUCACGUGUCCAGUGCGAACACACUACAUGCAUCAUUUUCUUGCUCAUCAUCCUUGUAAGGAGCAAAAGGGGACAAAAAGAGUCCAAGGAUAAAUGAGUCACUUUAAAGGGGACCUAUUAUGCUCAUUUUCAGCUUCAUACCUGUAUUUAAGGUUUCUAUUUGAAUAUGUUUACUUGUUUUAGUGGUCAAAAAAAUUGAUUUUCCUCACGCUGUCUGUGCUGCAACACCUGUAUUCACCCUUUGUUUGAGAGAAGGCUAGGUUUUAGCAUUUGUCUCUUAAAACCAUUCUACCAAAAAAAAGCCCAGUCUGCUCUGAUUGGUCAGUGUUUCUGGGUCUUCCACAUUUUGGCAUCUCUGCACCAUCAUUGCAGCUGUAGAUUGACUGUAACAGAGAAUAGCAGCUCUUAUUACUAUUAAAAGCACUGAUUAAAGCCCUCAGGCACAACCAGACAUGUUCCAGCUGGAAUAUGAUUCAAGUUUUAAAUUUAUAAAAUCAGCACCCAAGAUUACAUUUAACUUAUCCCUGACGUUAGCAUGUAGCUACAUGUAGCAGUGUAGGUAUGUAAUGUAAACACUUGCAGUAGCGUACCUGAAGCAGAUGACCAUAUACGGAAGGGCUCAUUUAUACUCCCUUUGUGUACGAAAAUAGAUACGUCAGUUUCAAACAUAAACUUCACAGCCCACAUACUUCCAUGAGUCCUUUAUGAUGGUAUGUAUAUGUAUUUGUAGCCAAUAGAUGGCACUAGAGGGCAGAGUCAGAAGUUUCAAGGCAUAAUAAAGUACCUUUUAACAGAGGCAGCGUUGUAAACAGCGGUGGACUGGAGGCAUUAAAUGACACCGCAACCGUUCGUUCUAUAUGUCAUAACCUUAAGCAUAAAUGAGCCCUGUGACAUACAGGAGGAGCCCCUGACAUGGAAAAACUCUAGGAAACAGAGUAGUAAAUAAACAAUUAGACACCUGUCUGGUUGUCAGACUGUUCUUUUUUAAAUAGAAGUUCUUUGGAUAUAUAAAACCGAGUUCUUGGCUACCUCAAAUUAAGUGUCCAUCCCUCAUUUACCCUGUAAGUUAUUCAUAUUUCUUUAGUUCGUAAGCAUCCACAAAUCAAAGGAAUCAAAAUGGUUUUUCAUAAAAAUGAAUCCAAGUUGUGUUGUUGUGUUGGUAUGCCGAGUGCUGUAACACUCCCUCUCUGAUGCGCUGUCUGCCGGAGCUACAUCAAAUAAUUGAAUCAUGACUGAUAAAUUAUCUGAAGCCUAAUUUUUAAACACGUAAUAUUCACAUUGGUUUAGAUAAACAGUGCGACUGUAUUUCCCAUCUUUGCUGAGCAACAGUUUUGUGUGAAAGAAAUGAAAGGCCUGUCUCAAGUAUAGACCCAAAGUAAAUAGUAGCCCAGGCUAUUAAUUGUUUUACGAUAUAUGAGACACAAAAUCCGUAAAAGCAUAAUAAGUCCCCUUUAAAUGUCUCCUGGUGUGUUUUUAUACCACUUGUAGCACUAUGGAGUCAUGUUUUGAUGAGCGGGUCCAUGGUAAACAUGGAUGUAAACAGUGCAGGAUUUAAACCAGCUUUGUAAAUGUUUUACAUGGAUGGAAAUGCACUCAGCGUGUUUGUUAAAGCUCAGUGAUACACACAGUGCAUUAUGAUGAGAAACACUUCAUGUAAACAACUCUUGCUUGUUUACAAGAAAACUCCACAGUGCACCUUUUAAAGGAACUGAGCAGCCCUGAUAUAAGGGCUGGACCCGCCUGAAGGAAUCAGCUGAAGAAGGUGUAUCCAAUGCAACCUGCUGCUCCACCCCUGAUCAAAUGGUCUAACCCCCACUGAGACCAAAACUGAUGAUGCGUUCAGGCGCUUCCAUGUCAAGUUAUUAGAGAUAAUGACCAUGGUGUGGCAUUAAAAGGCUGAUGAAGCGUAGAGCCACGUGAGAAAAAAACAGGCUCCAUGGUACCGAGGAUUACAGUACAAGUUUCAGUCCACCAUAUGAUGGCUGUGGGUCAGGAAGUACGUACUGGUUGAAGAAAUAUGGAAAUGCAUUAUCUAGCCCCUGUGUUGGUACACAGCAUAACUGUCAUUGUUGAAGUGUGUGAGGACAGGUCACACUUGGAAACUGGAAUUCAGCAGCUGAGGGAUCACUGCACCGGCCACCUUAUGUCCAUGAGACCUGUUCAGCAGUGCCUCCUGGGGCUGAACCCAUCACCUUUAGGUGAUCUGCAGCCUCUCUACCUCUGAGCCAACCUGAGAGCAAUUGCCUCCAGUGCCAAACACUGCCCCUCUCUACCAGGACAAUCACAGUGCACACUUAAUAUUUUCAAACACUUCAAAAACUUUUUCUUUGUCAGUACAGACUGUCUUUGUGUCUUCAGUUCACAUCAGUGUUGGACAUUUCAAAUGUGCCAGUUGUUUUCAUUUCAGUUUGAUGUUUUAUUUUUUUGAUGUAAGUGAAUGAAUGUUGAGCAGCCUGGAUGUUUAUCCUGAACUUGUUGUCGCUCCAGGUGAGGUGGAGCUGACUCUCUUUGUGCAGUCUUUAUGCAAAGACAAUUCAGGACUGUUGAAACGGGAAAGAGGCUCAGUAGGUUAAAAAGUGUUUAUACAGUGCAUUGAAGUCUGUGGCUGUGAGUGAGUUGCUGGGCAGGACCCAGAGUUUUACAGACACGAGGACAGCUGGUCCUUCAGAUGAAACUCUAUCUGUGUCCCUGGAGGGCACGGCAACGGGACGUGGGAUGUUUAUUUAAAAUAGUGAAUACUGAACAUUCAGUAUGUAGAACAACUUCUGUCUGUUGUUUAAAAUAAGUCAACAAUGUGCCUUUGUAUUGUUAUGUAAAUGUCUAGAAAUAAGCCAGUCGUCGAUUGUUCAGCUCUGUGCUCAUUUUAAGUUCUCCAACAAUGCAACUGUUUUUAUGAACAUGGCCACAUUAGAACACUUCAUACAUUUUUUUCAAUGGUUGCACACUACAAGAUAAAUGGCCUUCUUACAUCAUACCAAAGAGUGCCUUCUUUUGAGUUUUUUUUUCUUUUGUUAUAUGGUUACACUUUUGUAGGUUUUGUGUAACUGUUUAGUCGCAGUUUUGUUAAAGGGAGUCUGAAGCUGUAAGAAUCUCAACAGUACCUGGUUAACGGAUGCUCCAGCAUGCAUGUUCAAAUCUGCUUUUGAAAGUAUUUGUGUGCACAUUUUUUACAUUACUUUUUGUGUUUAAAUACUUGUUUUACCUGAACUUCAAGGGACAAACAUGUUUGAGUAAUAAAAUAUUUUCAGAUUCUGUCUUUCA